Molecule: messenger RNA, 1053 nt
Organism: Capronia epimyces CBS 606.96
Lineage: Eukaryota; Fungi; Ascomycota; Eurotiomycetes; Chaetothyriales; Herpotrichiellaceae
Exons: 3
Coding region: 1-1053 (350 amino acids)
Molecular function (GO): oxidoreductase activity, acting on NAD(P)H
Source: RefSeq, a predicted model, not a curated record
AUGAAGGCCGUGGUGGUGAACGGAAGCAAAGCACAGCUGGUCGACGACAGGCCACUGCCCCGGCUGCGCGAUGGGUAUCUGCUGGUCAAGCCACAGGCGGUGGCGCUGAAUCCGACCGACUGGAAGCAUAUCGCGUUCAAUCGAGCCAAGGACGGCUGCCUGGUCGGCUGCGACUAUGCAGGCGUGGUGGAGGAAGUCGGCCAGGGCGUCAGCAAGGCGUGGCGCAAGGGCGAGCGGAUUUGCGGCGUGGCUCACGGCACGAAUCUGGUGAAUGUCGAGGACGGCGUGUUUGCCGAGUACGCCGUGGUCAAGGGAGAUGUGCAGAUGCGCAUUCCUGAGUCGCUGUCGGACGAAAAGGCUGCCACUGUCUCGCUGGGCGCCAUCACGGUCGGUCAAGGCCUGUACCAGAAGUCGCUCAGGCUGAACCUGCCGACGGACCCGAUCCAAACCCAGGAAUAUGUCCUGAUUUAUGGCGGAGGCACUGCCACGGGCGGCCUUGCUGUCCAGUAUGCGAAGCUCUCCGGGUACACAGUCAUCACCAUCUGCGGUGCCGAUCAAUUCGAACACCUGAAAAGCCUGGGCGCCGACUACACCUUUGACUAUACCGACCCCCAAACCGGCGAGAAGAUCCGCACGCUCACGGAAAACAGUCUCAAGUACGCGUGGGAUACGAUCGCGAUCGAGUCGUCGGCGCAGAUGUGUGCCGAUGCUCUCUCCACGUACCCGGGCACGCGAUACGGCACCACCAACGCGGUCAAGAUGCCCCGUGACGACGUCAAGUCGACCUUCACCGUCAUGCACACCAUGUACGGCGAGGCCUUCACCUUCGGGCCCGUCGAGUUUGAGGCGUCGCCAGAGGACUUUGAAUUCGCGAAACUGUUCAUGGGCCUCACGGAGAAGUUGCUUGCCGAGGGCAAAUUGAAGACGCACCCUGAAAUCGUCGGGGAAGGAGGUCUGGCCGGCGUCAUCCAGGGCCUGGACGACCUGCAAUCUGGCAAGAUCCAUGGGGUCAAGCUGGUGUAUCGUGUUGCGGAUACACCUGAUGGAAAAUAG